This is a messenger RNA of Trachemys scripta elegans, 2742 nucleotides long. RefSeq names its product zinc finger protein 239-like. The transcript has 5 exons. Gene Ontology annotation, biological process: regulation of transcription by RNA polymerase II; central nervous system development. The coding region runs from base 827 to 1681 and encodes 284 amino acids. Gene Ontology annotation, molecular function: DNA-binding transcription factor activity, RNA polymerase II-specific; RNA polymerase II cis-regulatory region sequence-specific DNA binding. NCBI's taxonomy places the organism in Eukaryota, Metazoa, Chordata, Testudines, Emydidae. Gene Ontology annotation, cellular component: nucleus. The record is from RefSeq and is a predicted model, not a curated record.
CUGAGCGCAGCAAGUAGCAGUGCUGUAUAGCGCCAGUGUAGCCAAGGCCUCAGGCAGAGGAGGCUGGUGUUAGUCUCUGCUCAUAUUAUUAGAGCCUUAGAGUUAGUUGAGCUUCCUGGGUCAGAUGUUGCCUCCUGCAUCAUGAUCUGGGAGCCCAGACUGAGCAGCUGCUGCUCCCUAGCAGGGUCUGUUCUGGGAGAGACCUUCAUUAAAGCCCCCUCUGUGCCCAGCCCAGAUGGGGAUGUUCCCCGGUGGCUGGAACCAGGACCCUGGGGCCAGUAACAUAGCUAGCGGGGUGCAGGGGAAGUAGCCGCUUCCCCUCAGCACAUUUCCCAAAAGCGGCGCUUGCCGGGCCGGUGCUGGAGGCAGCAUUGCCGGAGGAGCCAUGGGGAGGGGGGCAGCAGGUGCGGUCAGAGGAGCGAGGGGGCCGGCUCCUUGGCCAUUGCGCCCCACGCUCAGUGCGGCCCCAACAUCGCCGCAGGUGCAGCCACCUCCUGCAGCGGCUCAGGGCUCGGCGGCCAAGUGCUCCCCGCCCUGAGCCAGAGCUGGGAUCUGCCCACGGCGCGGGGCCGGGAUCGGACAGGGACAGGGGGCAGUGCAGAACGGAAGGCUGCAGAACCACAUCCACAUUUUGCUCCAGAUCCUCCCAUCUUCCCAGGAGACAGAGUAGGGACCUAGAUGUGGUGGAUCCAGCUCAGGAUUCCCCAUUCCCAAACCUGCCCUGAUCACUAGGCUGGAAAGAGGGGAAGAGCCAUUGGUCCCAGAUCUCCAGACCGCCAAAGAAAUGGAGAUCCUGUGAGGCACCUGCACAGCAGGUGAUAGGACAAUGAGUGAGAACAAUGAGGAGAAUCAACAGCAGGAAGUUCCUGGGAAAGUGGAACCACAGGGGAGGUUUUUGAGAAGAGCUGAAGGGAUUUUUUCCCAGUGCUUGGAACAGGGGAAAGCCUGGGGAAAUCGUCACAGGUCAGAGAGGCACCUGGGAAACCAUCCAAGGAAGAAAGUGGAUGAAUCCAUUCAAUAUGGGGGAGGAUGCACAAAUCCCAAGAAAACCACAGCCCAGCAGACAAAUCACAAGGAAGAGAAACCCUACAAAUGCCUUGACUGUGGGAAAAGGUUCAGUUGGAGUACAAACCUUCUUACACAUUGGAGAACCCACACAGGAGAAAAAUCCUAUAAGUGCCUGGACUGUGGGAAAAGCUUCAGUGAGAAGUCAUACCUUAUUACGCACCAGAGAGUGCACACAGGAGAGCGACCCUAUAAAUGCCUUGAGUGUGAGAAAAGAUUUAGUCAGAGGUCAUACCUUAUUACACACCAGAGACUGCACACAGGAGAGAGACCCUAUAAAUGCCUUGAGUGUGGAAAAAGAUUUAUUGAAAAUUCAUCCCAUACUAAACAUGGGAGAAUCCACACAGGAGAAAGACCCUAUAAAUGUCUUGAGUGUGGGAAAAGAUUCAGUUUGAAAUCAGCCCUUAAUGCACACCAGAGAAUCCACACAGGAGAGAAACCCUAUAAAUGCCUGGACUGUGGGAAAAGUUUUGCUCACAAUUCAGGCCUUAUUGCACAUCAGAGAAUACACACAGCAGAGAAGCCCUAUAGAUGCUUGGACUGUGGGAAAAAUUUCAGCCACAAAUCAAACCUUACUAGACAUUGGAGAAUCCACACAGGAGAAAGACCAUGUUAAUGUGAAAAGAACAGGAGUACGUGUGGCACCUUAGAGACUAACAAAUUGAUCUUUUUGCGGAUACAGACUAACACGGCUGCUACUCUGAAACCAUGUUAAUGUAGGAAAUGUUUCAUUCAGAAAUCAACCCUUGUUACACAUCAGACAACCCACACUGGAGAGAGACCCCAUAAGUGCUUGGACUGUAGGAAAAGCUUUAGCCACAGCUCAUACCUCACUAGAUACUGCAGGAACCACACGGAGGAAAUACCCUAUACAGGGCCGCCCAGAGGAUUCAGGGGGCUUGGGGCAAAGUGGGGGAGCAGACAUAAAAAAAGGCACCACCCGCUGCGGUGCUUGUACUCACCGGGUGGCGCUCCGAGUCUGCAGCGCUGAAGGACCAGCUGCUGAAGACCCAGAGUGACUGAAGGGCCCGCCGCCGAAGUGCCGCCGAAGACCCGGACCGCCACCAUGAUCGGCCAUGAGUGAUCCAUAUAACAGAGAGACUUCAAAUAUGGGGAAAGCUUCAAUUGGUUGCUCCCAUAGUAUCAAGCAUCAGUAAAUGCACACAGGGAAGAGCCCCCUCAGAUAUCCUCAGUGUGGAAAACGCUCCAAGUGGAGCUAACACCAUAUUGGACACCAGAGACUCCUCCAUACUGGAGGAAAAUUUUCUCAGUGCCCUGACUGGGGCUGGCCAUAGUAAAAACUUCAUUUCCUAAUUCCCACACACAGCAGUGGCAUUUGGCUCCCAAGGAUCCACCUGCCCAUCGCUACGGUGAGGAUACAGCAGCAGCUGAGCAUCAGCUGGUCAUUGACCCUCUGGCUCUGCCUGGUCUAAGCAAACCCCAAGCAGUGGAGGAGAAGUCCUGAUCAGUCCCAUCUCCCUGCUGCAGCCUUGGCUGCUGAACUGAUGGGCCACAGGUGGGGGAAGGGAGAGACAGAAACUCCUCAAGACACUACCUCUGCUGGCUGAAGUUCCCCCCUCUCCCUUCCCUUCCCAGAUGUGAUCCCUGUUCCAUGGAGAUAAAGAGAAGGACACUUAGGGCAGACCCCACCUUCCAUCUAGACACCUGUCCCCACCC